Malus domestica (apple) is the source of this 1779-nucleotide messenger RNA. RefSeq lists its product as uncharacterized. The record is from RefSeq and is a predicted model, not a curated record. NCBI's taxonomy places the organism in Eukaryota, Viridiplantae, Streptophyta, Magnoliopsida, Rosales, Rosaceae.
AGCUAAAAUGCUGGGCCAUAACAUAUGCACCCCCUUGCAAUCGUCUCGCACUUGUGUAUUACUUUAAGCUGAGCCUGCUUUAUAAGUCUCUGUCUUCUCAUUACCUUCACCCAUUACUUCAGCUUCGCAGUUUUACACAAAAAGGAAAUAGGUUGCCACUUACUGAAAUUCUGCAGAGAAGGGUAAAAAAGGCAACCUCUUAACAAUUCAUACCUAGUCCGACUAUGGAGAAUAAGAUAAACUUGAAGGCUUUGGUGGAUAAGGGGAGCAACAAAAUUAUCUUCAUAGAGUCCGGCAAAGCUUUUAUCGAUGUUCUUGUAAGUUUCUUGACAAUCCCCUUAGGAACAAUAAUCAAGCUUGGUCGUGAGCAUUCAGCACCAGUGGAAAUAGGAUGCAUGAACAAUUUGUAUUCAAGUGUGGAGGAAAUUGACGUAAGUGAGUUGCGGUCAGAUGCAUGUAGAGAAAUGUUGUUGCUUCCCCGCAACGCGGCUGAAUCUCAUUGCAAGAACCUUGUAUUGCAAAUUGAUCACAAUGCCAAGCCAACACAGUACUUUGGAUGCUCUUGGUGCCUGAACCAGACCACUAGAAAGUUAUUCCGUUAUAACCCAGGUACAUGGUGCGGAGCCUGCAACUCUUACUCGUAUAGGGAGAUUACAUUUUCUGUGGAUGUUGCAAGCGCCUUUGUAAAAGAGAGAGCCAGGCUUCUGAUUACCGAUGAUUUACAACUGAUCUCCCCUUUUAGCGAAUCAAUCGAUUCUUUAUUUACCAAUCUUGGAGUCACCAAUAGGAAUACUACCGAGGAGUUGAAUUUGAAUAUUGGAGUUGAUGAGGUUGUGAAUUUGCUUAUAAGCUCCUUAGUAUCAAAGACACUAUUGACCGAAACUCUGCUGAAGCAUAAACCCGUGGCCGAACGGAGCAAUGAAAAUAAUUAUCAAGCCAUACACAUUGAUCCUCAAACAGUAGGGGAGACAGUGCUGACGGAAGAAGACAACAUUUCUAUCAAGCUGAUAAUUAGCAAAUCCAAGAACAUUGUUUGCUACGCAGAAGCCGGGGAGGAUUUUGUUAAUUUACUUUUCAGUUUCCUAACUCUGCCACUUGGGUUUGUAGCGAAGCAGAUACAGGAUGGGUCUCUGAAGGGCUGCAUUGAUCAAUUGUACCGGAGCGUCCAAGAUCUCGAUGCACAAUACUUGAAGUCAAAUCAUCACAAGGAAAUGCUAGUCGAUCCGAAGCUGAAUCCUGAUUUUUGCUACAACAGUCUUUUAGGGAUUGAGGUAGCCUCAUAUUAUUAUCUCGACGGCAGGCUAACUACCGAUAGUUCCCUUAUCCCUUCUAAUAGCUCAUCGGAGUUGUUUAAAAUUGAACCCACAAAUCGCGUCUCCAGUGCUGGAGGAUUUUUAAAAGGACCGGCGUUUUUCACAGUAACUGACAAUCUGGUCAUAAGACCUAUAUCUACAAUCUUUGAGCUGUCUGUUCUUGACAAAUUGAAUGUACCCUUCACUGACACUGAAAAAAGAGUUGUGCUUAUGGGCAAGAAGGAGGCUUUGAAUCUUCUGGUGGCUUCUUUUGCUAGUGACUCUGCCCUAACUAAUGCCUUCAUUAGCAAGCCAUAUCAAGCAUAACCAGAGCUUGGUUAUAUAAGAUGAAGAGGGAUCGGAUGUAAUGAUUUUUUUUUUUUUUUUUUUGUUUCAAACAGGACUGUAAUGUUUUCGUGAUUAUGCAAACUUGGGAUUGGUGUUUGAGUGUAUGGCCAAGUUCGAAUGUAUUAAUUUCAUUUUAUUA